Molecule: messenger RNA, 1623 nt
Organism: Parasteatoda tepidariorum (common house spider)
Lineage: Eukaryota; Metazoa; Arthropoda; Arachnida; Araneae; Theridiidae
Product: prolyl 4-hydroxylase subunit alpha-1
Biological process (GO): peptidyl-proline hydroxylation to 4-hydroxy-L-proline
Cellular component (GO): endoplasmic reticulum
Molecular function (GO): L-ascorbic acid binding; protein binding; procollagen-proline 4-dioxygenase activity
Source: RefSeq, a predicted model, not a curated record
AUUUUAUGGUCUAGUUUUUCUUUUAGGAUUAAGCUUUAUUGCUAUUGUCUGGAUUGAUUUUUUUUUGUGAAUAUGUGCUUUUGAAAAGUUUAAAUUCUCUAAAGUGUACUGGUUGUUUAUAAGUAUCGGAUAACUAUAUAAAAUAGGUACUUUUACAAUAUGGAGAUGUGCUUCAAAUUGUUGUCGGUGGGUAUUGGCUUAAUAUUUCUAUGUUUGUAUAAUAAUAUCAGUUGUGAAGUAUUCACUUCCAUGGCUGACGUGGAGAAUUUGCUGAGUACUGAGAAAAUACUUGUGGAGUCAUUAGACAAGUAUAUUAAAUUGGAAGAGAAGAGGCUAAAUAAAUUAAAGAAGUUGAAUCAAAUGUAUGCUAACCUGCAUAAUGCAGCGAAAAAUGACAGCGUAACUUUUUUAUCCAAUCCGGUGAAUGCAUUUCUGUUGGUAAAGCAGUUGUCUUCAGACUGGAACACUACGAUGAAAUUGAUUGAUAAUUCUAAGAGCCGAGAGGCACUGACUUACCUUCUUUUGCGAAAAAGUCUUUUUCCGAACCGGGAGGAUUUUGAAGGGGCCGCAGAAGCCUUGAUGAGAUUGCAGCAAUUUUAUUUAUUGGACGCCACUACUCUAGCUAAUGGUGAUAUAAAAGGCUUAUACAAAUCUCCAGAAAUGACGGCUGCAGAUUGCUAUGAAGUGGGAAAGCACGCAUACACCAUACAUUGGUCUAAUUUCUCGUUAAUGUGGAUGAAUGAAGCUUUGAACCGACUAGACGAAGAAGAGAUACACGAGAUUGAUAAAUUAGUAGUUUUAGAAUACAUGGCAUACUCAGCUUACGAAGUUGGCAACUUUUCUUAUGGAUUGAGUUUAACUCAAGAAAUAACAAAAUUAGAUCCUAAUUACACUCGACUCUACGAUAACCUGGCAUAUUAUCAAGCAAAGUUUGCUGAAAGGCAAUAUUUGGAGAAUUUAAAAGAAAUUGGUUCUCAAAAUCCUGAUCCCAAAUCUAAUAAAGUGAUUGACAUUGAAGGUAGACCCUGGACUGAAAGAGAAAUGCUUAAUGCGUAUGAAAAUUUAUGCAGGGGAGAAACUGUACAAGCAAACCUUCAAACGCAAGAGGUAAAAAGUAAGUUGCACUGCUAUUAUGAAACCAACAAAAAUGGCUACUUCUUAUUGGGACCCAUUAAAGUUGAAGUGCUCUCUUUCGAUCCAAGAAUAGUCGUUUUUCACGAGGUCAUAACAGAAAGAGAGAUAAACCUUACCAAAGCUAUUGCAACGCCAUUGCUGGCAAGAGCAGUUGUUCAGGACACAAUCACUGGUCAAAUUGAAGUUACCAAUGAUAGAAUAAGCAAAAGCUGUACUUUAGAAGAUUAUGAGCACAAAGUUAUAGCACGUAUUAAUAGAAGAAUACAAGAUGUCACUGGUAUUUCCAUCAGGACUGCUGAACCAAUACACAUCAUCAACUACGGAAUCGGUGGCCAUUACGAUCCACACUUUGAUUUCGCUCAGGUUGGUGACAGAAUUGAAAUGUUCCGCCUCUCAGGAAACAGAAUGGCAACCUGGAUAUUUUACGUAAGAUACUUUUUGUUUAAAAAUCAAUUAACUAAGUUUUUAAAAUAACUAAUAUGCAUUUUA